Messenger RNA from Rana temporaria (common frog), 2992 nucleotides. RefSeq lists its product as uncharacterized. The record is from RefSeq and is a predicted model, not a curated record. The coding region runs from base 596 to 2485 and encodes 629 amino acids. Lineage: Eukaryota; Metazoa; Chordata; Amphibia; Anura; Ranidae. The transcript has 16 exons.
ACAUUGAACCUGGGUGUGAGAGGGAAAUGCAAACAUCUCAGACUCUGGUUGGCAGGUAACAAAGGUCGCUCAGAUCCCUCCCAAGGUGGAAAAGACUUCUGAACAGCUGAAACGCCCAACUCGGCUCGGCUCGGGCUGGAGAAUAAGGGGUUACGUCGCUUAUCGGGAUCCAUAAAAGAAGUCUUGAGAAGGAUUUUGGGUGCCGGUCUUCCUUCCUGGUUUUAUGGUGAUAUUAGGAUGUAACAUUCCCAUCUAUAGGCACUGAGGAUUAUCCGAUACGAGGAGAGGAGAGGCCUGGAAAAUAUGACUUUCCUGGAAUACUAUCUAAGGAAAAGGUGAAGAGUCAAAGGAAGAAAAGAAGACCAGCAACAGACCCAAUUCUCCGAUACUAAAGAUCAUUUCUGGCCAAAGGAGACAGAACACAGAUGAGCUGAAGGAUACCACCAUCCCGGCUCCAUUCAUGGUAUGACGGCUCCAAGUCCUAGAGAUCUUAUCAAGAGAAACACAUCCCUUUAAAGAUUUAAUUAGAGCUGAAUAGUUGAAGCCGGAAGUUAAAGCAUCAAUUUUUCAGAAGGAAAAUAUUUAACGCGAAGAGAUGGAUACAGAAGCGGGAAUUAAAAUCAACCUAAUGAGACAACGUAUGGACCAAAGCUAUGCUGAAAAGAAGAAAGGAAAGACAUCGCCCGGCUACGUGAUUGGGAUGUUAACCACCCUACAGCAGAGCGACAUCGCAUGGAUAGACGCGGAGCUGAGGCGUGGUGGUGAACACAUAAAGGAAAUCAAAUAUGUCAAUGUGUCUAACAUUAAGACAAAAGAUUUUGACAAGGCCCUUUCUGACUCUACAUUCUGCCUGUACAUCCUCACCGAACAGAAAUGGAAAACUAUCCUUUCUCCUACAGAGAGAAAAAAAGCUCUCGCAAGCUUUGGGAAGAAGAAGCCGAUUGUGCUAAUUGUAGACAUGAUAGACAGCAGUGAUGAGGAGAAGAAUCGGAUUAUAAAGGACCAGCCCAAAAUUAAGGACUAUAUGAUGGAUCUCUUCUUAUUCAAAAGAAUAGAAGAAAAAUCGGAGAUUCCGCAGGACAGCGGCAUUGGCCAAGGAUCUACGAGUUUCCAAGGUGGAUCUUUGGAAAACAAAUUACCUGAAGAAAAUCUGGAUCAACACAGAAAUCCAUACCAUCUACCACAACCUGCUGCCAAAGGUGGGUCAUUGGAAAGAAAUGUACCUGGAGAAAAUCUGGAUCAAUACAAACAUCUACCAUACCGUCUUCCACAACCUGCUGACUCAGGUGGAUUUCAAAACCAAUUACCUGCACCAAAACCGGAUCAAUACAGAACACCUUCAUACCGUCUACCAAAACCUGCUGGCGCAGGCCUUCACACAGAGACAACACAGAGAUCGCUAGACAGAAAACACACAGUGGGUAUUUUCUCCAGAUCAAGGGAACAGGAUUAUGCCUGGCUGGUGAGACUCCUCAAGGAAGUCUUCCAGGACGUGGUUGGGGAUGUGAAAUGUUGUUCCGUCUCCAACAAUGGACAACAGCAACUCAUGGAUGAUCUGUCUCAGUGCACAUUUGGCAUUCUUUAUCACACCAAGAACAGAGGGAGAGUCAACAUUACCGAUGUGGAAGAGGCUUUGUAUGAUGAGGAAUUGGAAACCAUUUCUGCUGAACUUGGCAGGAGAAACAUCAUUGUGGUGGUGGAUGAUCUGGAGGAGGACAUGAGCAGUGAGCUGGAGAAGACUCUGAUCCUACGGGCUCAGCCCAGAAUUAACAAACUGGCUUGUGAACUCUUCCUCAUUUCAGUGCCAGAGAAAGCCAAUACCCUGAUACUUUCCACAAAACUAAAACCGCUCAAGUUUAUUUUUGAAGGUGACUAUGCUAGUCUAAAAAUUCAGAACACUGGUAGCCCCGACCAUCACAGCCAUCCUCCGAGUCCUCGCCCUGUGCCUCCGUAUCCUGAAAAUGGUGCAGGUGACAACCAUCCUCCAAAUCUUCACCCUGUACCUCCGUAUACUGAAAAUGGUGCAGGUAAUGCUUCACCAGUCCAGUCAAGAGAAAGAAUACCAAGUGCUGCGACAGUAUCAUCCAAGUCUACGGUCGCCAUCUUCUCCAAAUCAGAGGAGAGUGACUAUGCCUGGCUGAGUCUGCAGCUCUCAUCUAUAGGUCUCGACGUCCGAUCUUAUAAGAUUUCAUCUUCCAAUCAGCCCCAAGAAACCGCAUUCCAGUGCAAGCUUGUAAUCUUGUAUCACAAUAUGCAUGAUGGGAAGUUACGUCUUACAGACGCCAAGGAUGCCAUGUACCACGAGGAGCUGGAAAUGCUCUCCAUUAAAUUUGGGAAGCGUAGGGUGAUUGUGGUGAUCGAUGAUCUGGUGGACAGCGAUGAUAAAAUUAAAUCUCAGGUCCUCGAGAGGCAGCCCAGCACCGGGAGAUUCGCCAGAGACCUUUUCCUCUUCAGUAUGAAGGAAAAAAAAACACCUCAACCAUAAAAACCCAACAAAAGAUGGAAAAAAGUUGAUGGACAAAAUCAGCGCAAUAAAGGAAUUGCUGAUCAAGUAAAGGGAGUUUUUAUCCUCCACAUUUUAUGCACAAUAAAAACAAAUGGCCGUCCAACACAAUCACACAAGAAAAGACCAACGUCCUUCGAGUUCCACCAUGUUCUUCCAGAAGAAGCCGUCAAUUUUUAGUGUUGCCAAAAUGUGUUCUGCAGAUCAAUUUCCUCAACUAGUGGACCCUAUAAAUACCAUUUAUUUUACCAAAACACCCAGUCUUCACGUCCCAUCAGCCCUCUGCAAAUAUGUUCCAAAGACUGAUCACCUUACUAUCGAAGAGCCUGUUCUAUGCUGGUGACAUAUUGGCUUCUCUUCGUUUCAAGUAGAAUAAUGAAUAAUUAUGAAUGACUAAAUAAGGUCCACUCUUAAAGCUGUUUUACUUUGUCGCUUGCACAGACUUAGGAGUGAAAAGAUAAAUAAAGUCAUACGCAGUCUUAUUAUUUC